AAUUCACAAUUUGGUUUACCUGUUACUUCAAAAAGUUGUAGUAGAAUAGUCGUGUCUGGCAAUCUUGCGCGUUCAAAAAUUUCAAAGUAUCAAAAUUUUGAAUUGGAGGGAAUUGAAGGGAAGAAAAAAAAACAUAAACAAUUUCGUGGAAGUGAUCAAACUUGAAAGUUGUUUUGCAAUCAAUCAUCGUCAAACGACAAACGGAAGGAUGUCAGAUAGGGAAAAGAAGAAGUUAGGAACCAGGCUAACCUCGUUAUACGAUAAGCUUUAUACCAUCAAUGAUAAUGGACUGCUGAUAUCAGUGACUUUCCAUACCUUGCCACUUCGUACUGGAACUGAUUAUUAUAAGGUGGUGAAGAAUCCACUUUCAUUACAUGCAGUGGGAAGAAAGAUCAAGAACGCUAAAUAUGACAAUGCUCAACAGUUUAUUGAUGAUUUGGCUGUCAUUUCAUGGAAUGCUAGAUUGUAUAAUGUGAGAGAAUCAAAGGUUUACAAACAUGCAUUAAUUUUAAAGCAAUAUAUCUUAACAAUGGUACUUCCUAAAUUGAAAUCAGAUAAGGCUAUCCCAAAUAGUAGAAACUUAACAUAUCCCCAUUUAGGUGAUUUACCAGAUGGAAAAGAUGAAGCCAUUGUGGAUGAGAUUACGUAUAGUGAAUCGGCUCCUGAACGAGAAUUUACGGUGGAAACAAGUCUUACACCACAAUCCGAACCAUAUUUCCCCAUUAAUAAUCAUCAAAAUAUAAGUACUCCAAUCUAUGCCCCUCCUCCACCAAUGCCAGUAUCUCAUAUAAGCCAUGCUGUGUCUCCGCCACCUCCUAAGAAUGCCGAAAGUGGUAUUAGAAGAGGUCGUCCACCAAUCAUUGAUAAACCAUUUGAAACUAGAAUAAAGUUGAUUUUAAAGAGUUUUAAAAAAUUAAGAGAUCCAAAUAAUGAAGGUAGAUCAUUAACUCAACAUUUUGAAAGAUUACCUGAUAUGAAAUCUAAUUCUGAUUAUUAUGAACGAGUUCCAAACCCAAUUAGUUUGAAUGAAAUUAGAAUUAAAGUUAGAACAAGAAAAUAUACUAAUGUUGAACAAUUCAUUCAUGAUUUAGAUAUCAUGUUUUCCAAUGCUCAAUUAUAUUAUCAACAGGAUCCUUAUAGUGAAGAAUUCAUUGAUUUUCAAAACUUUAAUAAAGAAGCUCAAACUAUUAUUCAACAAGAAAUUAGUAAGAGUGAUCAAGAUUUAAUUAUAUCAAGUACAUCUGGUAAUGACGGUAUAGUUAGAUUCCCAUUAGAUUCUAUUGAAGUAAAUGGUUAUUCUUAUAAGAUUGGUGAUUGGGUAUUAAUUUCCAAUCCGGCUGAUCCGGAUAAACCAACUGUUGGUCAAGUAUUCCGUAUGUGGUCUACUAAAGAUGGUACAAGAUACUUUAAUGCUUGUUGGUAUUAUCGUCCAGAACAAACUUGUCAUGGUGUGGAUAGAUUAUUCUUUAUGAAUGAAGUAUGUAAAACUGGUCAAUAUCGUGAUCAUAUCGUUAGUGAAAUUGUUGGACCAUGUUACGUUAUAUUUUUAACUAGAUAUCAAAAGGGUGAUUUACCUGCUGGUGUUAUACCUGAAUCCGCCCCAUGGUUUAUUUGUGAAUUUAGAUACAAUGAAUCUACUCAUGUUUUUAAUCGUAUCAGAACUUGGAAAGCAUGUUUACCAGAUGAAGUUAGAGACAAUCCAGAACAACCUAUAAUACCAUUGAAUGAAAAUCGUAAAUUAAUCAAAUAUGAAUCACCUAUUCGAGCAUUAUUACCUAAGGAUGCUUAUUUAGGCAUGGCUAUACCUGAUGCUACUCCAGGCCAAGCUAAUUCUCCUCCAUUGGUAGGUCUGGUUUAUAUAACAGCUCCUAUUAAAGAUGAUGAUUUAGGUCAAUAUACUACCAGUCCUAAUGUUGUACCUGUUGUUGAACAAAAUGACAUUAAUAGUGGUCGUAGAGCAUUCUUAUUCACACCAAUCUCACAAUUAAAAGGUGGAGGUGGUAUUACUCAUACUGUUUAUACUAGUUCAUUAACUGAUCCACCAGUAUCACAUUUUGAAGAAAAGCCAGCAGUAAUUUUAACUCAACAACUUCCAGGUACUUAUAAACUGUUACAAGUUCAAAUCCAAGAAUCGCAAGCCAAACAAUUACAAGAACAACAAUUACAACAAUUGCAACAACAACAACAUCAACAGAUAUAUGGAAGAGUUCCAACUCCAACCGCUGUCACCUUGGCUGCACCAGCUGGUGUUACGUAUCAUACCUCUACAUCAACAUAUUCCACUCUUUUAGCAGGUGGUGUGCUUUCAUAUUCAUCAGAUGAUAUCAAAUUAAAUGAUAUCAGUGAUACUGUAAACAAGAGAAGAAAAGUUGAUAAAGACGGUAAUGUUAGCACAGGUGUUGUAUUUUACAGAGCUCCACCAAUUGCACUUGGUGGAAAUAGAAUCAUAACUAACUCUGCUAUAGAGUUUGGCCAUUCUGCCAAAUAUGCUGCGUUCAAAUUAAAACAACAAGCAGCAAAAGCAAAGUCCAGUUAGAACUUCCAAGACUAAACAACUAUUUAUAGCUAUAGAUUUAUGUUUUCUUUUUGUAUAGUAGUUUUGUAUUAUAAAAAAUGUAUAUGUUCUUUUUUUUUAUACGAUCAAAAUAA
Scheffersomyces coipomensis is the source of this 2649-nucleotide messenger RNA. RefSeq lists its product as uncharacterized. The record is from RefSeq and is a predicted model, not a curated record. Gene Ontology annotation, molecular function: chromatin binding; protein binding. Lineage: Eukaryota; Fungi; Ascomycota; Pichiomycetes; Serinales; Debaryomycetaceae. The transcript has a single exon. Gene Ontology annotation, cellular component: RSC-type complex. Bases 209 to 2536 code for a protein of 775 amino acids. Gene Ontology annotation, biological process: chromatin remodeling; transcription elongation by RNA polymerase II.